Molecule: messenger RNA, 1032 nt
Organism: Sparassis crispa
Lineage: Eukaryota; Fungi; Basidiomycota; Agaricomycetes; Polyporales; Sparassidaceae
Product: Phosphatidylinositol transfer protein
Exons: 7
Coding region: 1-1032 (343 amino acids)
Biological process (GO): regulation of exocytosis; Golgi to plasma membrane protein transport
Cellular component (GO): cortical endoplasmic reticulum; plasma membrane; cytosol
Molecular function (GO): phosphatidylinositol transfer activity
Source: RefSeq, a predicted model, not a curated record
AUGUCUGAGCCCACAGCGGCCACAACUGCUGCAGAAUCUACUCCCGACGUCUCCGACAUGUCCGUGUCCCUCAACGAGGUGCAAGACGUCUCUCCUGACUCCAAGGUGACGGAGACGCUGGAUAACCAUGGUCCCGCAGCAGCGCUCGAUUCUACUGCAGUAGAGCCGGAGCCUAUUCCAGUUGCGGCCGAAGUGAAUUCCUCUUCUGAGCCUACCCCAGAGCAAGAGAGCCAAGAGUCGCAGAAUGCACUGACGCAGAAAUUCACUGCGGAGGAGUGGGCGGCCGUGAAGGCUCUGCGGGCGAAGCUUCCUGAGGUAUUGAAGGAGGCAUUCCCGAAGAUGGACCAAAACGUGCCCAUCACGCUCUGGGGAGUGUCCAUCACUGCGAACGGACCGCACGACGCUCGUGUCAGCGUUGUGCUCAUAAAAUUCCUCCGUGCGAGGGACCUAAGCGUCACGGACGCGCAGCAGAUGCUCGUGAAGACGCUGCGCUGGCGUGCUGACUUCAAGAUCGAUGACGUCGUGAAAGAGCAAUACGACGAGAAAAUAUUCGGUCCAGUUGGCCGUGUGUUCGGGAAGGACAAGGAGGAGCGGCCUGUGACGUAUAACCUGUACGGCACAAGCAAGGAAGCAUUUUCAGACGUAGACCGCUUCAUCAGAUGGCGUAUCGCUUUUAUGGAGAAGAGCAUCAAUUUGCUUGACUUUGAGAACAUAGACCAGAUGGUGCAAGUACACGACUACGAAGGCGUGAGCCUGCGCCGGACGCCAAGCGAGAAGGCCGCCGCUGCACAAGCCACGGCGAUCUUCCAAGACUACUACCCAGAGUUCCUAUCACGCAAGUUCUUCGUGAAUAUCCCCGCGUUGCUCACGUGGAUCUUUUGGCUCUUCAAACCUCUCAUCUCCGCCGCAACUCUUGCCAAAUUCACGCCCGUGGGCACCGGGGCGCAGACCAUUGGAGCGGCCCUACUUCCCUACAUCGACGCGACGGAACUCCCGAAGCGGUAUGGCGGCGAGGCGAGCGACUUCGCAUGA